Messenger RNA from Salarias fasciatus (jewelled blenny), 7230 nucleotides. RefSeq names its product SLIT-ROBO Rho GTPase activating protein 3 (gene srgap3). The transcript has 22 exons. Lineage: Eukaryota; Metazoa; Chordata; Actinopteri; Blenniiformes; Blenniidae. The record is from RefSeq and is a predicted model, not a curated record. Gene Ontology annotation, biological process: signal transduction. Gene Ontology annotation, molecular function: protein binding. Bases 445 to 3759 code for a protein of 1104 amino acids.
GGGCUACGUGAAACCUUCAAGCGUCUCUCUGCUGCCUUCAUAGUUUUGAGCCCGUUCGUGUCUGUGAUUCUUCCUGCUCCAGCCCUCUCAGUUGACUGGUACCAGAAGGAGAGGGAGGAGGAGGAGGAGGAAGAGGAGGAAGAGGACUCCUGCCAGAGAGCGCAGUCUGAAAGAGAAGAAUGCAACACGGGACUGACGCUCAAGUCUUAAUCCUGCACCGCUUUCAGCCAGAAAAGAGAUUUUGAAGGGAGCGCGGACGCGUUUUCGGUCGUUGUUGCCUCCAAUGCGCGGCCACUAGAGAAAAAGACACGGGAAAAAAAAAGAGAGAAAGAAAGAAAGAAAGAAAGAAAGAGGAGGAUCGCGCUGCAGGCUUGCAAGUCGGGGAUCUAACCUACAGACCCGAGACCUGGUCCAGCGGGGUGUCCCCCUGCAGCCGCCGGAGCCAUGUCAUCCACCAAAUACAAGAAGGACAAGGAGAUCAUAGCGGAAUAUGAGACGCAAGUGAAAGAGAUCCGCAACCAGCUGGUGGAGCAGUUCAAAUGUCUGGAGCAGCAGUCCGAGUCUCGCAUCCAGCUGCUGCAGGACCUGCAGGAAUUCUUUCGCCGCAAAGCAGAGAUCGAACUGGAGUACUCCCGCAGCUUAGAGAAACUCGCCGAGAGGUUCUCCUCCAAGAUACGCAGCUCCAGAGAACACCAACAGUUUAAAAAAGACCAGCACUUGCUGUCAUCAGUAAACUGCUGGUAUCUGGUGCUGAACCAGACGAGACGUGAGAGCCGGGACCACGCCACUCUCAGUGACAUCUACACCAACAACGUUAUCGUCCGCCUGGCACAGAUCAGUGAAGACGUCAUCCGCCUCUUCAAGAAGAGCAAGGACAUCGGGAUCCAGAUGCAUGAGGAGCUGGUGAAGGUGACAAAUGAACUCUACACUGUGAUGAAAACAUACCACAUGUACCACACUGAGAGCAUCAGUGCAGAGAGCAAGCUCAAAGACGCCGAGAAGCAGGAAGAGAAGCAGUUCAGCAAGUCCGGAGAUCUCAAUGUAAACCUCCUGCGCCACGAGGACCGCCAGCCGAGACGCAGCUCCGUCAGGAAAAUAGAGAAGAUGAAAGAGAAGAGGCAGGCCAAGUAUUCAGAGAAUAAGCUCAAAUGCACAAAAGCCCGGAACGACUAUUUGUUGAACCUGGCAGCUACAAAUGCAGUGGUGGCAAAAUAUUACAUCCAUGACGUCUCUGAUAUGAUUGAUUGCUGUGAUCUGGGAUACCACGCAAGCUUGGCUCGCACCCUCAGGACUUACUUAUCUGCCGAGUACAACUUGGAGACGUCGCGCCACGAGGGACUGGACAUCAUCGAGAACGCCGUGGACAACUUGGACUCCCGCAGCGACAAGCACAAGAUCAUGGAUAUGCAUAACCAGGUGUUCUGUCCUCCGAUGCGCUUUGAAUACCUGCCACACAUGGGGGACGAGGUGUGCCAGGUCAGCGCCCAGCAGCCGGUCCAGACUGAGCUCCUGAUGCGCUACCAUCAGCUGCAGUCGCGCUUAGCGACACUGAAGAUUGAAAAUGAAGAGGUGAGGAAGACCUUGGAUGCUACCAUGCAGACGUUGCAGGACAUGCUGACAGUAGAGGACUUUGAUGUGUCAGAUGCCUUUCAGCACAGCCGCUCCACUGAGUCCAUUAAGUCUGUGGCCUCCGAGUCCUACAUGAGCAAACUUAAUGUAGCCAAAAGGAGGGCCAACCAGCAGGAGACGGAGAUGUUCUACUUUUCUAAAUUCAAGGAGUACCUAAAUGGCAGUAACCUCAUCAUUAAGCUGCAGGCCAAGCAUGACCUACUGAAGCAGACGCUGGGUGAAGGGGAAAGGGCUGAAUGUGGUACAACAAGGCCCCCCUCCCUUCCCCCUAAACCACAGAAAAUGCGGAAGCCUAGGCCGCGCUCCGUGUAUAAACAAAAGCUGUUUAACGGCAAUAUGGAGGCCUUCAUCAAGGAUUCAGGCCAACCAAUUCCACUCGUUGUUGAAAGCUGUAUCAGAUACAUCAAUCUUUACGGGUUGCAGCAGCAGGGUAUAUUUCGCGUGCCGGGAUCACAGGUGGAGGUCAAUGAUAUUAAGAACUCAUUUGAGAGGGGUGAAGAUCCCUUGAUCGAUGACCAAAACGAGCAUGACAUUAACUCGGUGGCCGGCGUACUGAAGCUGUACUUCAGGGGGCUCGAGAACCCCCUCUUCCCAAAGGAGCGCUUCCUGGACUUCAUCUCCACCAUCAAGCUGGAGUCUGGAGCUGAGAGAGCUCAUCACAUCCAGCAGAUUGUUGUGACUCUUCCUCGGACCAUCAUCGUUGUGAUGAGAUACCUUUUUGCUUUCCUCAAUCAUCUUUCCCAGUACAGUGAUGAGAACAUGAUGGAUCCGUACAAUUUAGCGAUCUGCUUCGGUCCAACCCUGAUGCCCAUCCCAGACGGCCAGGAUCCCGUCGCAUGUCAGGCACAUGUUAAUGAGGUUAUCAAGACCAUCAUUAUCCACAAUGAAGUUAUCUUUCCAAACCAGCACGAGCUGGAUGGGCCGGUGUAUGAGAAGUGCAUGACUGGGGGAGAAGAAUACUGUGACAGUCCCCACAGCGAACCAGGAACCAUUGAUGAAGUUGAUAAUGGGACUGAGCCACACACCAGUGAUGAAGAAGUGGAGCAGAUUGAGGCCAUCGCUAAGUUUGACUACGUGGGCCGGAGUCCCAGGGAGCUGUCUUUCAAAAAGGGAGCCUCUCUGCUCCUGUAUCACCGAGCGUCUGAAGACUGGUGGGAAGGCCGUCACAAUGGCGUGGAUGGCCUCAUCCCCCACCAGUACAUCGUCGUACAAGACCUGGACGAUGCUUUCUCAGAUAACCUGAGUCAGAAGGCAGAUAGUGAGGCCAGCAGCGGACCGCUGCUAGAAGACAAGGGUUCGUCCAAAAACGAUGCUCCAUCUCCAUGCGAGCAAUCGCCCGAUUACAAUUUUGGAGGAGUCAUGGGGAGGGUUAGACUACGAUCUGACGGAGCGGCAAUACCUCGCCGCCGGAGCGGCCCGGACACCCACAGUCCCACCAGGGGUUCUGACACACCGCCUCGGGCUGCGGCCUGCCCCAGCAGCCCUCACAAGGUGUCCAUCAACAAGAGUCGCAUGGAGAGCCCAGAAAAGCGGCGACUGGGUACCUUCGGUAGCUCAGGCAGCAUCAACUACCUGGACCGGAAGGCCUAUCCUGAGGGCCACCCGCUGAGACCGGGGCCCGGAGCCACCCGGCACAGCAGCCUGGGGGACCACAAAUCACUGGAGGCUGAGGCUCUGGCUGAGGACAUCGAGAAAACCAUGACCACAGCUCUCCAUGAGCUGCGCGAACUGGAGCGUCAGAACACCGUCAAGCAGGCCCCUGAUGUGGUGCUGGACACCCUGGAGCCCAUGAAGAACCCCGUCAGCUCGGAGCCCGGCAGUCCACUGCACACUAUUAUGAUCCGCGAUCCGGACGCGGCCAUGCGCCGCAGCAGCAGCUCUACCUCUGAAAUGAUGACCACCUUCAAACCCGCCCUCUCCGCCCGGCUGGCCGGGGCUCAGCUCCGUCCGCCGCCCAUGAGGCCGGUCCGCCCUCCUCCGACGCAGCACCGCUCCAGCAGCUCCAGCUCCUCGGGGGUCGGCAGUCCUGCCGUGACUCCCACCGAGAAGAUGUUUCCGAGCAACAGCACAUCGGCAGGCUCAAACAUGAAUAUUUCUGGCGAUAGUGGAGAUAAGUCUGGUACUAUGUAGCGAAGGUGAAAUGUACGGAUGGAGCGAAGUGGCAGAAAAAGGCUUAUGAGAACAGGUGCUGAGGUGAGGAAGGCAGAUACUGAUAUUUCUUCUUCCUCUGCUUUCUGCUUGACUUGAUUAAUACAUUCAGGGUGCUCCCAGUCUGUCACGACGGUGAUAAGGUGAUGAAGCUGUGUUAAGGCGCGAGCAUAACGCUGGGCUCUCUUGGAAAACUUGAUUCAACCACUGUACAUGUGUAUAGAAACAUGUGUCUUUCUGUUUUACCUCAGCUUCAACAAAAAGAGAGACACACCGAAUGCAAGUGAAGCAAUACUUCAUUUGUGGCGUCAUUUGGUUUCAUCACAUCGGUCCACAUGAUGUUUGAUGGAAACGCCUCACAUCAACCACGAGGGAAUGCUGAAAGGUUCACGGGCUGACUCUGAAGGGGUUUUGCCACAGCGAUGGAACUCGGCAUUAAUGUAGAAAUUCUGGACUUUGAAAAGUGGUAGUCACAUUACACUAGAGGAUGAUGCUCCAGCUUCAUCAGCUGUGUAAAGGUUAACCCCUUUCUCUGCAGAUAUUUGAUAACACCACAGUGCCAAAUUUUAUCCAUAUUCACAAAAUGUCUCUCGCACUACUUUUCAAAGUCCGGAAUUACUAAACCAAUGUCAGUUUAUCUGGAAUGAAACAAUGCUGUUAUUAUCAGAAAAUGUUGUAUUUAAUGCACGGCAGACUCCUUCUGAGUCAGCUUGUAAACUUCUCAGCCCUCCCCGGUAAUUUAGGCAGUGUUGACCUUUUGGACACAAACCUAAUGGCUGUACAUGCCGGCUUACUUGAAGUCACCAUACUUUGAGUUGAAUUUUAAUUCAUGUGUUGUUUUUUUUUUAGCAAAAUACCUUCAUGGUAACAUGUAGUUCUGCAUGCAGGUAUCUUAAAAAAAUAAAAUAAAAUAAGGGAAACAUUGAAGAUUCCUGCUCUCACCGAGUGGAAAUAUGUGACGAUGAUCAAGUUUUUUAACCACUGUAAAAAUCUACAAUAGUCUGAAACCUUAUUCGCAAGGGUGAAACGUACCGAAGUAAAAGCUAAAAUCCAAUAUGACAUGUGCUAGUAUCUGACAAUGUAAUAUUUUCUGUCUAUCAUAAAAUGUCCAAACCGUUCUAAGAAUAAGCAAAAGGUGAAGCAUCUUGGCAUGAACAUGAUCCUUAAACUCGUACGCGACAUUAAUCAGUACUAAAAUAAAUUAAAAGCAAGUCUUCCCCUACCAUUGUGCACGGUUGACCAGUGAUCAUUUUAUGUACUGUAUAUGAAAUGCAGAAGACUAUUGCAACAACUAAUGUAGGAAUCCUGUGGUAAACCUGUAAAUAAUAAAUAGCUAGUAAUUUAUAAGUGUUAAUUGUGUACAGGUUAUUACAAAAAAAAAAAGGUAAACGGUCAGUGUGAAUGGCACUUGUAUUGAUCAUGAUCCAUCUGUAUCAUCUCCAGUAAACAAACAGCAUUUGGUUGUAAAACAGAGUGGAAGACAUCGACAAUAUCAUGUGUGUUGAGAAUGCUUUUUGUAAUUGUACUGUAUAAAACUGAUUGCUGUUGAGCUGAAUGCAAAGGCUGAGUUUAGUUUUUGUUUUUUUGUUUUUUAGAACUUGGCGCAAUUUACGAAAAUUUAAGUAUAUAUCGAGUCUCAUCGGUCAGUUUUGGUGUUACUAUAAGAAACUGAAAUGUAACUUAUUACAGUUCUUUUUCAGACUUAUGAUACACACGACGAGGAAGCCGAGAACUACUGUUUGUAACAUCCUGCGAUCAGAGCAGUCUUCUUCCUUUCUGCCUUUUACUGAUGCUCAGACUGUAGAGACCCUUUUUUUUUUUUUCCACGAGUGCAAAAGUAAUCGAGAACAUUUAAGUGUUUACAUCUACUGUACAUCUUGUCAUUCCGACAUAAAUAAUCCAGAAUCCUAGUAAGGAUACCUCUGUAUCCCAAAGAACCUGCUCUGCUCUGCUCUGCAUGCUUUGCGCUGUAAUGUGGAACUCAUAUUCCGUCACUCUCAGUGGCUGUAUGUGGUGCCUUGCCUUGGUGAAACGCACAAAUUAUUUCAACAUUGGACUCUUAUUUUUACUUUCUUUUUUUUUUCUUUUUUUUUUUUAACAAACUGGCCUUAAGAUUGAUGAAGUUGACAAUAUUUAAUUAAGCUACUCAUAAUGGUUGCUAAAAUAAAAGUGAAUGACAAAUAUCAAUGCCUGACUGAGCAGAAAUACCAGUUAAUAUACUAAAUAACUUAGAAGCAUGUGAAGGCACUGAUAUCAAGGCCAACCUGAGAUACAUGCUGUAAAUUCAAAUAUCUGCUUGUUGUCAGUGUAUUGUUUACUUUCAUUGUUUAUGAAAUGAGGAUUUUUAAGAUUGAAGAGCUGAUUCAAGCCAGAAAGAAAAAAAAAAAAAAAAAAAGAGGCAAUAUUGUAUUUAAAGCGACACUCACGUCCUCUGCUGGUUCCUGGUGAUACUGUUAUCACUCACAGGCAUUAUGAAUAUUAUCUGGAGCUGAUAUCACAAUGCCUACAUUCAUUCGUAGAGUUCUCAUUGUCUCAUAGUCCUGGUUUUGCAUCUGUGUGAAUCUAUAAAGGUGUUGUGACAAAACAAACUUUGGUAAAUAUUAAAAAAAAAAAGAAAGCACACAAUUGUAAAGGUGAAAUCCUCAUAUGUAACUAGAUUUCUUCUUUUGUUUAAUUUAUAGACACUUGUGUAAGUGUAGCAGGAGAUUUGAGUGCCUUUUGUGCACCGCGUCAAUUUUUAUUCAACUUUUUUUAAAAGGAAUUUUUUAACUUUAAUAUGUUGUCUAUAAUUUAAACUGACGUUGCCUUUUCAUCCCUGAUUUUCCCUGCUAUACUCAGUUUUUUAGACCAAUCAUUUCUCCCAAAACACCGAGACUCAUCAAGAACUGAGUUGUCUUUGGUUGAACUAUAAAGAACACAAGUUGACUACUGUAUCCAUGAUCUGCUGAUUAUAUUCAGCAGAACGAUCUCAGAUCUUUCUUGUCAUAUUCUUUUGUUUUCCCUGUGAACUGGUGUGCUGUAGUUUAGUCUGUCAUUCUUGUCAUUCAGCUCCUUACAUUUCAGAGGUGUAGUGGUUGCAGGCAAAAGCUGAACUGACUCUCUUUCUGCAGAGGUCAUAAUGCACUUGGGGUCAUUUUUCCCGCUGUGUGAUGUUACACUGAUGUUUUCUCUCUUGGAAUGUAUGCUGUGACAGGUUACGCUGUUUGUCCACAGACGUGAGAUGACCGUACGCUAUUGUUCAAAAAGUACACGGCAGUGAGGGAGCAGAAUGAGACCCCCGUCGCCGGGUGUGAGUUGCUGUCAAACUGUUUACUUUCUCUUUAAUUGUUUGUCUGUUGAUGCUGUUUCUUGAUGAGUGUCUGACUGGUUGAAACCUGUGAUGUUCUGUACAUCAGACCACUGACUGGAGGGUGAAAUCUCCCGUCUCCAAAUAAAAUCAUUAUUGCUCUGUGA